Molecule: messenger RNA, 2688 nt
Organism: Monascus purpureus
Lineage: Eukaryota; Fungi; Ascomycota; Eurotiomycetes; Eurotiales; Aspergillaceae
Source: the annotation of a GenBank genome assembly
CUGAAAUUCUCUGUGGCGACGAUCUUCUCUAUCUUCUCUCGCGGCCCUGCAGGAUCAAUUAUUAUUAUUAUUGAUGCCGUUCGUCCUUGCCUGCUCUGCUUCUCGACUCACACACAUCCUUCAUUCUCCCACCCACUCCUCCCUGUCCUUAGAUCUGUCGCUUUCCUUUGUCGCAAGGCGAUCUAUUCCAAUUGACACUCAUUAUAGACUGUUCCUUCUUUCGUUUUCUCAUUUUCUCUUCUUGCUUACAUACAAAUAAGCUUUCGGGAUCCGUCCAAGUGCCGAGGCCUUUGGUAUCUGUGCAGUGUUCGUCUCGUGUUUGCGUCGGACCAAGGCCUACUCCCUGAUCUUCUCCCUCUUUUUCAUCUUAUCUCUUUCUUUUCUGUUUUCCUUUGUUAGCUCAGGAUAUAUACAGUCGUUCUUCAUUUGCAGCUUCAACUCAGCAAACGGUUCUGAAGAGAAGUGUGGGAGCACCCAAGUUUGCGUGUUAACAAGACGCCUCAUUUCCAAACGGCUCUCCCGGUCGAGGAUCAUUAUAUCCGUCGAAGUACUAUAGUCUGAAUAUCCUUACAAAUACAUCAGGCUUCUUCGCACUGGAGUGGACUUGCAAGAGAAGAAAGUCGGAGUAAAACGAUAGCGACCCCUGCGUUGACAUUGCUAUGGCGACUGCUAUCCGCUGCAGGUGAACUUCGACAAACAGCGUUCCUCGAAUCUCAUCCAUAUAACAUACACAUAACCUUGACCUUUGUCCUUCCCUCUCUAUCUCUGGAAAACUUCCCUGUAUCCUUCUCCCACGACCUUCCUAUUACUCGUCUAUCUUAUUUUUAUGUCUGUUAUGGCAGCCACGGAAACUUCAUCGGGCGUGGGCGUCCCUGACGGGUCGGCUCUUCCCUGGAUCCUUGACCACUAUCUUCGCUACCCCGGGUCCUAUGAGAUUCCUCUUCGGACCAUGUAUUCGCUGAAUUUCAAGUCGACCAAACGAGCUCCCUCUCCACCGACGUCUGGAAAAGCGCACCCAGAGUCUGCGUUCUCUAAGGGAUACCCCUCCAAGGACUCCCCUCCGGACGCAGCAGCCGAGUUCAAGGCCCAAUUAAUCCGUCAGAUAGCUCGUUUACCGUCGCAGCCGUGCUCACUCCCCCCAAGCUUUAUCACUUCCUUUCUGCGCCGCUGCUUUGCCGCCAAAUUGGACGAGGUCGACUUUCCCCAGGCCUUGACGGGCUUGGAUUACCUCAGAGACCUCGAUAACCGUCGUCGAAAGGAGUACGGUGCAGUCUUGCAGCGGCUGGGCGUUAAUCCUGAUCAGUUGGGCAAGGAGCCCCCUGCUCUCUCGUCUUGGGUUGAAUCUCUCCAACGCCAAUAUGAGGGAGCCGAUGCCCUCUAUGCCCAGGUUUAUCUUGGCCUGCGCCGCUGGGCUUUGAUCAAUGAAAUGCUCCUGGAGCCUUACAACAAGGCCAACUGUAUUGCCAUGCUCAACACCUUGUUCCCACCAGUCACCGACUCAGCAAAGAUGCCCGCCUCGCAGCUGACGCCUCGCAUUCUACAGUCUCAACGAGACGGCUUUUUUCGUUAUAUCUGUGCCAGAGAUACGAGUGGCAGACAGGUCCUAGACCAAGUUGUGAUGCAAGGUGCGCGAGAAGGCGAUGAGACUGGAUGGCCGUUGGUCCGGGAUGCAUUGGACCAGUAUCUGCGAAUCGCCAAUGAAGUUAUCGACCAGUGCUUCGCAGUUCGCGAUCGUACCACUCUGGAAGAAGAGCUUGUGUUUCAGAGCCAUGGCCGUAAGACUCGCAAAGCCGACUCGGGUAUCAGUUUCGGCUCUUCGGAAACGAAUCCUUCCGUCCACAGCAGCACCAGCAGCAUCGAUAUCACAGACAAGCCUCUUCCGCCAUCUCCAACUCGUGAACACACACCGAGACCGGGUGGUUCUACGUUGGAACGACUGGCGCGGGAGCUCCGAAAACUAGGUGAUGGCAACAAAAUCAAAGGUCUGGCAAAGAUGAGAACAAAUAGCGCUCUCAGCUUUCGGUCAGAAAGUCACUCCGACAACUCGGGUGCGGAGUCCCACUUCGACAUAGAUGAUCGCAAACGCAAGCGAUUAGUCUGGGAAGCCAACAACAGGAAGAAAACGCAUGCGAAACAACCCAGCCAUGAUUCUCGUUAGAAAGACCCAUCCAUCGAGAAUAAUAAACGAACGUCAUAACGGAGCACCCCAAAACCCGCGUCAUAUAAGCCACAUCCAAUGGCGGCUAAAAAGUUUUGGAACUCUCUAAAAGCAUUUUGCACUGGGUUGAUAUUAUCAACGCUUGAUUCAUUGUCUAUCCUUUCCUUUUAUCGCAUACACUUAUACCCUUUACAUUCUUUCUCUGGAGGUCUCAGUUGGACUGGCUUUAAUAUACCAUUGGGAGAUUUGGCGUACGGCAUGGCAGGGCAGGGCAAAAAGAUAUCAAAAGAAACCGGGAACACGAACCAAGCAACUUCAUGAUCGACACGUUUAUGAAACAAAAAAGCAACAAAAGACAAAAGUCCUUUGGAAAUUUCCAAAAAAAAAAAGGGUUGUGCAUUUGGCGCAAUUUUCUUUUUUUAUAUCACUGCUAAAUAGUUUUGCUGUUAUUCAUUCGAACGGCUAUUAUGCAGUGCAUACUUGUAUCUUACUGAGAGCACAAUAUAGACCUAUUUGAAAUUGAUUUGCCA